This is a messenger RNA of Opisthorchis viverrini, 3966 nucleotides long. RefSeq lists its product as hypothetical. The transcript is spliced from 3 exons. Gene Ontology annotation, biological process: homophilic cell-cell adhesion. The record is from RefSeq and is a predicted model, not a curated record. Gene Ontology annotation, cellular component: plasma membrane. The annotation marks the transcript as partial. Gene Ontology annotation, molecular function: calcium ion binding. NCBI's taxonomy places the organism in Eukaryota, Metazoa, Platyhelminthes, Trematoda, Opisthorchiida, Opisthorchiidae.
CGAAUGCGGAUGGUGCUGGUCCCAUUGUACCUAAUUCUGGGAUAAACCAAACCCACUAUCCCAUUAGCUCAGACUUACUGGAAGUAUUAUCAGGCAGCACAUAUAAUGUCAUUAUUGAGCAUUAGCAAACCAGAUUCCAUAAGCCGAUGGAUUCGAAUUUUCACACUCCAGUUUCUCCUAGUCAGAAUGCAUGCACAACAAACCAUGGAAUUUACUGUCGUCGAAGAAAGCCCUCCUCAGACAUUCAUUGGAAACUUGAACACCGCAUCCUCACUUCUGAAUAAUGUGGUGGAUUCGCAAAGUAUUGUUGGUGGCACAUUCCAGCUGCUUACUCAGACUAAUUUGUUCUAUUUAAACUCUUCCACUGGAGAACUGUUUACUCGGAGUGUGGUUGAUCGGGAACGGAUAUGCCCGGAAGCAAGUAAUGUUCGUUUUCUCCAGUCUGACACCAGUGCUCGUACGAAGCUGCAUUCGGAACGAACUCAUGAUGUGCCGGUGGUUUUGGAUAAAUUAGGAGAUUCUACCUGUGUAAUUCAACUUCAGGUGCUGCACUUCAUGCAUUCUCAACAAACGCCGGCUGAUGUUCAGUCCCAUCGCGUUCUGAUCCUCAAGCUAACAGUUCUAGAUAUUAACGAUAACCCACCUAGUUGGCAGGAAAACGUGAUACAACUUGCCGUGCCAGAACAUUCACCGGUAGGUACACGAUUUCCACUGCCAACCGCCUUUGACCCUGACUGCGGACCAACAAAUACUACUGUAAGCUACGCAUUAACAGACGCAAACUCCGAUGGACGCUCUUCCGGUAUAAAACAGGUAGCUCACUACGGACACAGCGCUUUUCAGUUGGAUACAGAACUUGUUCAAGAAUCAGGAUUUUCCGAGCUGAAUAAUCUCAUGUGGUCUCAGCAAACUAUGCACUGCACCCGACGGAUGUUUCGCCUGUGGUUGAGAGUCACACGCGAUUUGGACUAUGAUGACGUAUCAACAUCUAACCGUCUCGGCGAGAGGGAAUUUUCAACAACCAGUUUACCUUUGAAACAGCUCCAUCUACAACUGAGUGCCAGUGAUGGCGGAUUGCCGGUUGCUCUAACAGGCACCACCCUAAUAAACAUAUCUGUUGUAGAUAUCAAUGACCACUCUCCGAUAUUCAAGAUACAAAAUCCGGGGAAAAUAUCAGAUGCUUCAGGUACAAUGCCGGAGGAUACUGUGGAGAUAGAGGAGAACACCCUAGUGGGACGCGUGAUCUAUGUUGCUCAGGCUUCUGACCUGGACGAGUCGGACAAGGGCCGAUUACAAUUUUCCUUGGGCACGUCCGUCAGCCGAUCUGUUCGGUCUGCCUUUGAAGUGAACAUCAAUACUGGUGAAGUGGUGCUGCUUCAGUCACCUGAUUAUGAAAAACAAAAGUCUUUCACUGUGCCCCUACUAGUCACAGAUCACAAACACACAGCAAAUAUGAAUUUAUUAGUACGUAUUAAAAAUCAAAACGAUCAUCCACCGGUCAUCGUUGUUCAGUCUGUGGGAAAUUCCGCGCCAACAAAUGUUGAUUCAAACUAUAAGAACACGCAGUCCAAUAUUCCCUACUCUCCUACCAGAUCAGUUACUUUGCAUAUUACUGAGCAUGAUUCACCGGGACGUCUUAUUGCGACGGUGUUCGUCAGUGAUCUUGAUGAACCGGACGGAACCGAAGUGGCGUAUGACAAUUCACUACACAUUGCACCCUACCAAACAGCCCCUGCCCCAUCGGCAUCCGUUUUACCGUCCAAGUACUUUGAAGCUAGUUCUGCUGGAGAUAACGGAAUCCGAUGUCAGAUUAACCACUUAGGUCUUGCACUCUCCCCGCUGUUUGAUGGCGCAGUAAAUCAGUUCAAACUGAUUACUCGAACUUCAUUCGAUCGUGAACAGCAAGCAGAGCACUUUGCUACAUUAGUAUGUUACGAUCGAGGUCAGCCUCAACUGUCUUCCCAACUUGGAAUACACCUGCUAAUCGACGAUAUUAACGAUCAUGCACCAAUUUUUAAAAAUCAAAAUAUGGUUGCUUACUUAAAAGAGAAUGAACCUGCUGGUACCGUAGUAUACACAGCUGAGGCGACAGAUUUAGAUUUGGGUGUCAAUGCACAACUUCACUUCAGUCUUUCCCCGGAGAACUUGAAUGAAUUUAGUAUUGAUUCUAUCAGCGGAAUUGUAAGAAGUUUGCGUGCAUUUGAUCGAGAGCAAGAGAAUCAGUUUAACGUGACUGUAAUUGUUCAAGAUCGAGUGUUAUUUGAUAAGAACAAGUCGGACGCAUCAAUAAACCGUGGGAUUAUUCAGGUCAGAGGAAUUUUUCCUUCCUCGAUGGAGCGUCACUCGGUCAAAGCAAAUUUAAUUGUUCACAUUCAGGAUGUGAAUGACUGUCCUCCGGUAUUUGGCAAUUCGCUUUAUCAAUUAUCCGUCGCGGAAGAUGCGAAGAUUAAUUCGUUAGUGGGACAGAUCAAAGCCAACGACAGCGACGCAACUGAGACAAAUAAUCAAGUACAAUACCUUAUAAAAUCUCAAACAGAAAAUGAAGGGGCACAGGAAUUCCGUGUCUCUGCCAAAGGUCACAUCUACGUCGCUCGUGGAAACUUGGAUCGUGAACGUGUACCCAGUUACAACUUCUACUUGGUCGCUGUGGAUUCCGGGGUUCCAGCUUUGUCAUCAACCACGCAGGUUCAUGUUUAUGUGACCGACGUCAAUGACAACGCUCCCACAUGGGUUUUUCCUGCCCAUAAUAACCAAGCGGUCAACGUCACCGUUACUGAGCCAGUGGGGUAUUGUGUCACGCAGCUGAAUGCAAUAGAUCCGGACGAGGGUGAGAAUGGAGAAGUCAGCUACCGUCUGAUACAGACCAGUCGUGUUGCGACACUAGAAAACCUAGAACGGGGUGUUCCUCUAACAUCCAAGGUGGCAUUCAUCCCUAAUCGUCACUCAAAUGCAGAUGUAAAGUACGUAGGCCGAUUGGGUGCAGAUAAGCCGACUGCCGGAAACCUUUUUGAGCUAGAUCCUAACAGCGGUUCCAUUUAUGUCGGUCGUUCUAUGGGUACGGAUGACAUUGGAUCAAUCAAGUUGGUCGUUGAAGCCAGUGACAAAGGCCAACCAAUCAAGGUUAAUCACCGGGUUCUUCAAAUUAAUAUAGUGCGUUAUAUGUCGGACUCAGCUACAGGGCCAGAAGAUGCAUCAUACGGAACGGGCGAAAAAAGUCGCUACCGCAUGUAUUCACCCUCCGGUAGCAUGGGACAUAUGGAAUACGACUUGAUUGUGAUUGUAAUUAUGGUCGCCGUCACCCUGAUUAUAUCAUUGGCUCUUAUCAUCGCCAUCCUUUUUCUACGAUGUGGCAUUUGCUCUACCAGGGGAAUGGUCCAUUAUAACGCCGCAAUACCAGCAGACUAUCGUCAUGAUUCAGGCCACACCCAUCACUUAGAAGAAGUAUUUCGUGACUCCGGCAAUGUGGAAAUCAAUGGAUUAUUGCCAUCUGGGAUGGAACAAUUUUCCCACGGCAAUCAGUUUUCUGAUACAAGCUUAAAUAGCUUUCAGCCAGCAACAGAGACUGAACCGAUGUGCCGAAGUUACCUGUCCACACCUGGGGCGGAGCCCUGGGUGGUGACAACCUUGAGUCCAAAGAAAAGCGGAGGGGGACAGCAGUCGGUGGAAUUCAUCAAAUUCAAUAGACUCGGUGGAUCGAUUGCACGAGUACAGUCACCUGCUUUGGAAAAGUUUGCUACCGGAAAACGAGGAAGCGUAGUCAGUCCGACCGUUUGUUCAAAACAUUGUAAUGAAAGUACUUACCGCUCCCCUUCGGAAUCCAAUUCACCAGAUCAUGAUUUGCGGCUGUUUUUGACCAAACGUCCGAUGGUUCGAACCAAUCCAAUUCCUUGCUCAACAUUUCGUGCCAGCUGUUCACAUCUGACACAGGUGCGUCCAAACACGCCGUGCAAAUUCGCAACGGGAAAG